GACCAGGAAGACAUUUACUUUAUGAAAGGAGCCUUUGAGGAAGUUAUUCGGUACUGCACCAUGUACAACAGCGGGGGCCUUUCCCUCUCGCUCACGCCGCAGCAGAAAGCCUCCUACCAGCAGGAAGAGAAACGAAUGGGAUCCUCGGGUCUCCGGGUACUUGCUUUGGCUUCAGGUCCAGAACUGGGCAGACUCACAUUUUUGGGUCUGGUUGGAAUAAUUGAUCCCCCGAGGGCUGGAGUGAGAGAAGCUGUUCAAGCCCUUUUUGAGUCUGGUGUAUCAGUGAAGAUGAUAACUGGAGACGCUCUGGAAACUGCCACGGCUAUAGGACAGAAUAUUGGUCUCUGCAACGGGAAGCUGAAAGCCAUGUCUGGGGAAGAGCUGGAACAACUGGCAGAGUCAGAGCUGACAGCCACUGUCAAGAAUGUUUCCAUCUUCUUCAGAACAAGCCCAAAGCACAAACUGAAAAUCAUAAAGGCUUUGCAAAGGGCUGGGGCAAUCGUGUCGAUGACAGGCGAUGGUGUCAAUGAUGCUGUGGCCCUUAAAUCCGCUGAUAUUGGGAUUGCAAUGGGACAAGCAGGCACAGACGUCAGCAAAGAGGCUGCCAACAUGAUCCUCGUGGACGAUGACUUCUCCACAGUGAUGAAUGCAAUAGAAGAGGGAAAAGGAAUAUUUUACAACAUAAAAAACUUUGUGCGGUUCCAGCUUAGCACGAGCAUUUCAGCUUUGAGCCUCAUCACUCUGUCUACGGUGCUCAAUCUACCAAAUCCACUCAAUGCUAUGCAGAUUUUAUGGAUUAACAUCAUCAUGGAUGGGCCUCCAGCCCAGAGUUUGGGAGUUGAACCUGUUGACAAGGACACCAUCAAACAGCCCCCUCGCUGCAUCACGGACACCAUCCUCAGCAGAUCGUUGAUCCUGAAAAUCUUCAUGUCGGCUCUAAUCAUCAUCAGCGGCACCCUCUUCGUGUUCUGGAAGGAGAAUCCAAAAAGUGGCAUAACUCCCCGAACCACCACCAUGACUUUUACCUGUUUUGUGUUUUUUGACCUCUUCAACGCCCUGACGUGCCGCUCUCAGACAAAGCUGAUAUCCGAAAUAGGCUUUUUUCGAAACCGCAUGUUCUUGUACUCUGUGCUUGGGUCAUUUUUGGGACAGCUGGCUGUUAUAUACAUCCCUCCAUUACAAAAGAUCUUCCAGACAGAGAAUUUAGGAGCGUUAGACCUGCUCUUCCUCAUGGGCCUGGCUUCCUCGGUUUUCCUCGUGUCUGAGCUCGUCAAACUCGGGGAAAGAAGUUGCUGCCGCCCGGAGUGCACGAAGGGCCGUCCCUGCUGA
Tinamus guttatus (white-throated tinamou) is the source of this 1329-nucleotide messenger RNA. The record is from RefSeq and is a predicted model, not a curated record. NCBI's taxonomy places the organism in Eukaryota, Metazoa, Chordata, Aves, Tinamiformes, Tinamidae.